Molecule: messenger RNA, 1192 nt
Organism: Uloborus diversus
Lineage: Eukaryota; Metazoa; Arthropoda; Arachnida; Araneae; Uloboridae
Exons: 2
Coding region: 64-1011 (315 amino acids)
Source: RefSeq, a predicted model, not a curated record
GCUUCCUGGACUAAUCAGGACUUCAAAGAAACUUUUAGAGUACAAAGGCCUACAUUUGAAUGGAUGUGUUGCCAACUAGAACCCCAUUUGUUGAGGAAAAAGUGGAGGACAAAUCCAGUUGGUGUCAAAAGGCAAAUAGCCAUUACCCUCUGCAGACUAGGAACUUGUGGUGAAUUACGCAACUUAGCCCAUCUGUUUGGACUUGCAAAAUGCACUGUGUGCAUGAUUAGUAACCGAGUUGUUCGGGUGAUUAAUCUAGUUUUCAAAAUUAAAUUCCCUACCCACAGAGAAAUUGAAGAAAUUGCUGGGCUUUUUUACGAAGAUGGUGGUGUUCCUGGGUGUUGUGGCAGCCUUGAUGGUUCACAUAUACCAAUCAUAGCUCCUCUUUAUCGCCCUAAAGAUUAUUUUAACAGGAAACAACGUUACAGCAUUGUGCUGCAAGCUGUUGUUUCUGCAACUUAUAAAUUUAUAAAUGUAAAUGUUGGUUGGCCUGGAUGCGUCCACGAUGCAAGAGUCCUGAAAAAUACAGGACUGUUUCAUCAUGGGCAGAUGGGGACUUUGUUACCUCAAUCAGUAAAAAUAGGUUCCCAAAUCUACCGCCCAUUCUUGGUGGCAGAUUCAGCUUAUCCUUUAUUAACAUGGAUUAUGAAGCCAUUUGGAGGGGGGCAGCUCAAUUUACAGACAACGGCUUUGAAUCAGAAGUUAAGCCACUCCAGAGUGAAAGUGGAACAAGCCUUUGGGAUGUUAAAGGGUAGGUUCAGAUGUCUAUUAAAAGAAAAUGAAUCUGCACUAAAGAAUGUUGUGCGACAAGUGCUGGCAUGUUGUGCAAUUCAUAACAUUUGCAUUGAUCAGGAGGACAUGGUCCUUGACGAAUGGAGAGAUUUUGUUCUUCUCAACGUAGAAUCUGAAUCUGAUGAUGAUGAGUCAGAAGAUGAUGAUGCACCUGUCACUACUCUUCCUUCUGGCAUGACAGCAACUGCCAUUCGGGAAUCGUUACUUGCUUUUGUUUAAUCAUAUUUAUCGCAUAUUAUUGAUUUGUUUCAGCCAUUGUAUAUACUAGUAGCAUUUUUUACCUUUUAUGCAGACAAUCCGCUGUUAUUAUGUUACCCUACUCUGCGGAAUGCUUAUUUUAUGCUAAACGUAAUCAUGUUGUACUAUAUACUUUUUGUGUAAAUUGUUUAGUUUUGUAAAA